Molecule: messenger RNA, 1610 nt
Organism: Saccostrea cuccullata (small rock oyster)
Lineage: Eukaryota; Metazoa; Mollusca; Bivalvia; Ostreida; Ostreidae
Exons: 11
Coding region: 118-1146 (342 amino acids)
Source: RefSeq, a predicted model, not a curated record
CAUGAGAUGUAAUUAAAAAUUAAACUUCCUGUUUCCGUUAAUAUCUACAUAUAAAAUUCAUGCAGAAGGAGUUUUAGGAAGAGUUUUUUUUUUUUUUAUAUUAACAUGUAAUAUAAAAUGACCAAUACACAAGUGAAAUUACUUAUUUUGUGCGGAAAUCUGAUUUUAUCCGAUGCAGCCUUAACUAUUACCCACAUUUGCAGCGAAUGUGUGAAAUGUACCGACGGGGAUUCAUGUUGUAAAAGCUGCAUUCCCACAAAGGUCUGUUCUCCGAACAAUUAUGUUAACGAAGAAGACUCAGGGUCUACUGAUGAUUUCACAGACGAUUUUACAGACGAUCGCGAUGUACAUGUAGAAUGUCAAAAGUGCACUGCUUGUGAUUCGAAAUAUGUGUGCUUUGAGAGAUUCUUUUCACCUCAAACAAGUAGAUGCACAGAAAUGUCCAAAAAGGAUUUUAGUUCUAUUUUACCAGAUGACAAGCUAAUUGUGACACAGAUUUCGUCGACAGCAUCCCCUUCGUUAUUCACUGAAGAGAAGAGUUCCAGAAAUACACCACCUUAUAGCGAAAGUAAAGACUCUUCACUCUUGAUAAAGAAUAACAAUACAGAUUCAUCGUUAGCAUAUGUGGGGACCGCCUUAGGAGGAGUGGUAUUUGGAUCAAUUGUAACAUCCUUUAUCUGCAUUUAUCUCCGCCGAAGAUCACACACACAGAGAAAAAGAAUUAGAAAGCAGGAAUCAGGGGUUCAUCAAAUAAGAAAUUAUGCUCAGCAUUGCCUUUCAAAACCAAUGGAACAGGGUUAUGAUAAUAGUGGAAACGGAAUAUACUCCGAAAUUGAAGAUAAGAAGAGAAAUUCAAAAGACCUAUUUCAUAAAACUCCCAUUGAGAAGGGUCAAACAAUUGACGAUACAAAUCGAGACGAUCACGUAAAAGCAAUGCAAGAAUCGUCAGUAAAUGCACCAAUACCAUCUCACGGAUACGGCACUGUAACUGUGGAUAGCGAUGGAAAUGUUAAACGUUCAGAGGAUGGUGAAUCCAUUGAUGACGUCAAAUCAAGUGAAAAAGCCGAGACAGAUGAAUACUUCGUCCUAGAAAAAAUUUGUUCUAAAGAUGUUUGCAGCGUUGAUGCUUUAAACAGAAUUUCGUGAUCGUGUACUUCUGUAUGCCAUUCAUUUAAUAUGCAGAUGUCCUAUGAAAAGUAUGAACUAAAAAUAUAAGGCCAAAAAUAAUAAAUUACUUCUCAAAGACCAUUAUGGAUAAAAGAAAAGGAUAGCAUAUCAAAAGCCUAUGGAAAACAACGCAACAGUUGCAAGUACGAUUUCAAUAUGAAUGGAGUGAACAUAUGAUGAAAUAGGAAUACAAAUUCUUACAGCUUUCGUUCAAAUCAUUAAAAAUUAAGUGUUGGAUUUAUUCUUGCUACAAAGAUCUUUUGUAAAGGCUUUUGUUGAACUAUGUUUACUGUUUAUGUAUGUCGCUGCAUGUUACAACUACUUACAUAAUAAGAUAUUUUGUAGGAACAAGUAUCAAUUUUUCAUCUCUCUCAGUUUAAGUUCAGAAUAUACAUCUAUUUUUAAUUCAGAUUAAUCUAGAAAAAUUAAAUUAAAAUUUAUAA